AUGACGCAUGUGAUACGCUGCGCACGCCGUUGUAAAUUUUCUACUCGCCCGUGGUGACUGAGGAAUCGCAUUUUCUAUUUUUCGGGCUAUUGUCGCCGUUUGAAGUUCGACUGAAAUAUCCGUAAACCCCCCUAAAAUGUCUGGUGCUGUGAAGAGGUUCAUCCCGAUGUUUGAUCGCGUGCUGCUGCAGCGAGCAGAGGCCAUCUCCAAGACUAAGGGUGGUAUCAUGAUUCCUGAGAAAGCGCAACAGAAGGUCUCAGAAGCGACAGUGGUGGCUGUAGGGCCAGGCUUCAGGACAGAGGAGGGCAAGACGGUGCCGUUGGGUGUGACUGUCGGCGACAAAGUGCUGCUGCCCGAGUUUGGCGGUACCAAGGUGACCCUGGACGACACCGACUACGUGUUGAUGCGCGACACAGACCUGCUGGGCAAGUUCACCGAGUGACCGACCCGCCCCGCCGAUACUCACCCCCGUGUAUGAGUGGGCGCCGGCCCGCCGCCGCCGCCCGCUAGCCGGGCCACUGUCGGGGCGCGCGCGCGGCGGGCUGGCCAGUCAUCUGCGUGCGGUCGGCGGCUCGGGCGGCGCCCCGACCCGCCGACCGCACGUGUCACCGUCAACGGCGGAGUCUCAUCAUGUUAUACUGUAGCCGGCCGCCGCUGAGCCGGAACGCUGUGCAGAGCCGUUGUUUAUGACCAGUCAUGGCGGAUCGCCUGUAUUGCCACAGUCUGUGCGAUCCGCAAUGUUUUUGUAAUAAAUAUAUACAAUGUAUGAGGGAGAA
Molecule: messenger RNA, 776 nt
Organism: Amphibalanus amphitrite
Lineage: Eukaryota; Metazoa; Arthropoda; Thecostraca; Balanomorpha; Balanidae
Product: 10 kDa heat shock protein, mitochondrial-like
Exons: 3
Coding region: 137-442 (101 amino acids)
Cellular component (GO): mitochondrial matrix
Molecular function (GO): protein folding chaperone; metal ion binding; ATP binding
Source: RefSeq, a predicted model, not a curated record